Molecule: messenger RNA, 1443 nt
Organism: Aspergillus piperis CBS 112811
Lineage: Eukaryota; Fungi; Ascomycota; Eurotiomycetes; Eurotiales; Aspergillaceae
Product: SRPBCC family protein
Exons: 2
Coding region: 153-1016 (287 amino acids)
Source: RefSeq, a predicted model, not a curated record
GAUGAAAAUAUUAAUGCCACCUUCCACCCGAUACUACUACUUUACAUGAACUCCUUCCACUUAUAACCCAAACCAUCACUAUCCAACUACUUCAAUUCUUCAAUUCUUCAUCCCUUCUCUCCUUAUCACCAACACAUGACUACUAUCUCACAAUGUACCUCCAUCUCAACCCACACCCCUUUUCCAUCCUCCCCUCUCAUCCCGCCCUUCUUGACGAACUAACAAACAACACUUCCUCAACACCAUCAACCCCAUCUCGUCCCCAACUCCGCUCCUUCCUCCACGCCUGCCUCACCGAAUCCCAAGUCCUUCUCUCCUCCGUCCCCACCACAUUCCGCCGCCACCGCAAACCCCGCGGCGCACCGCCAUCCACCGCCGCCGUCCACCUCUACACGCGCACCGACAAUGGAUCCGGAGACUACUGGGUAUGUCGACAAAGCACGCACCAAGACGCAGCAGUGACGGGGUCCGCCUCAUGGGACGAAUUCCGCUCCGGACUACGAGAAAACCACUCCGAAAAUGAAAUGGAUUAUACGCCGAGUGUGACGUCCGUGGUGAAGUUGCUGGAGUGGCCGUCUGAGGUUGAUGUAGAAGGUGGUUGGGAGAAGGUGGAUGCUCAUGUGAACCUAAUCACGCAUACCUUCCAACCCACAGUUCUAAUUGCGCCUCGCUCGUUCCUGGUCUUAGUGAUCUCGGCAGACCGAGCAGCAGCAGCUGGGGAGCAGCAAGGGUUUGUGACAGUUCAGAUCCCACUUGCUGUUGAGUCGAGUCCCGACGCUAUCCGGGAGAAGAUCAUGGCGGCAGUGCCCCGGAAUACGAUCUUCGCGUCCUAUGCAAGUGUGGAGGGGGUCGUUGCGACGGCGGACGGGCUGCAAUGGACCAUGGCGACUACUUCCGAUGCUGGCGGGGCGAUUCCUCAGUGGAUCCAGCGGAGCUGGACCAUGGGCGGAGUCCCUAAGGCUGUUGUCGCUGAUGUGGGCUUGUUUCUGGCCUGGACGGCCCGCCGGAGAUCAUAGGCGACUCUUAAGACAGUGUGGAGGUAAUUAUGGGUACAAUGGUGCAGAAGAAGAAGUACUACAGAUGGAUUGCACUUCGAGACCGCUUCAUGUGUCACGGUCUCGAGAUUGUACUGGUGCGAAGUUGUAGAUUACGAUUCCAUCACUUCUCGUUAUUGAAUAAACAAUUGAAUUAAUCAAGCCAGUCGCUCACGCAUAGUGGUCUCCUGAGCUAAUAAAUCGAAUUUUUGGCCUCCAGACUCCCGGCUCAUCUCUCACGGCAAUGGGAUGCUGAUACAUACAAGGCAUGCGGCUAUGAGACGCCCAAUAAAACAACGUGAUAUAAAAAGACAAGAGUUGCUGUCAUCCAGCUAAAGUAGAGAAGAUUUGCGAAUGACCCUGUGAAUCAGGAACCUCCAACAUGUCCUGCCAAUACUCAGAGACUGGC